AUGGGCCCUCCAUCCAGCCAUACCCGCAGCCCCAGCGCGCAAUCGCCUGCAAAAUGCGCCACCCGAGCCUGCGAUCAAUGCAGGCUGCGCAAGACGAGGUGCAGUCUAUCUCGACCGUGCGGACUAUGUGUUUCAAUGGGAUUUGAGUGCACAUUUCUAAGACCGCAGAAGAAACGAGGGCCCCCGGCACAUCGGGUGUCACAAAUCCGACAGCAGCAGGAUCAGUCGAGGAGGUCUGGAAGUAGGGCUGAUUUGGCCUUUUUGACAGAGACUGAAUCCCAUGCUCCGCCUACUGUCUCGUCGAUGAGUCCAAAUCCACUGGAAGCUGCAGCUGGAGGCCAAGUCCUCUUACCGCAAUCGGAACAGCACCAGUAUAGUGACCCGGCUAGAAAGGACUACGACAAUGGCCUCUUGGGUAGCGGCGCUCCUGCUGCACCGGCUUGGAAUGGGGCCACUGACCUCGAGUACUGGCUGCCGGACAGCUUCAGCUCACAGACAUAUCCAUCUUUCGGCUUCCAGGGAAGCAAUAUCUUCGUCAAACAGAGUCUACCUCCUAUAGUUGACGAGAACGUUGAAGUUGGACUCGGCAAUUCAGCGUCGUUUAUGCCAAAUGACAAUCUCAUGGGCGUGCGCCACGCGGGGGAUGUCGGUACACUGCAGACCGAAUUUUGGCCGUCAUAUAUAAACGAGCCCAGUAUCAUCCCCUGGAUAGACGUCUAUUUUGACCGACUGCACCCGACUCUCCCAGUUCUCAACAGGUCGUCCCUCUUCACGCGGAUCGUCCAACAAGAACACCGCCGCAAUCCCCAAUUCGGCGCAAUGAUUCUUUCUCUUUGCGCCUUUUCACUCACGCAGCCGAUAGAUAUCAGCGAACGCCCGACAUCGUCAUCGCGUGCGGACCAGGCCAAAGUGCUAGUGACCGAGGCAACGCGAAUGCGAACGUCGUCCGACUUCGGCGAGAAUCCGUCCAUUGAAGCCGUCUUAUCCAGUUUCUUUUUAUUUGGGUAUCUAUUCGGAAGCAAUCAGCAUAAUGCAGCCCGGCUCCGGCUUCGAGAAGCCAUGGAUCUCGCGUCGACUUUAGGACUGAAUAAUCCGGCGACAUAUGCCGACUGCUCCACGGAGGAGAAGGGGUUGUGGCUGAGGACGUAUUUGGUUUUAUCGGUGACAGAAAGAGCCUACGCACUCCAGCGCCAGCACCCCAUAAGCUUCACAGGCCGCCCGCUCGACAUCAUCCGCGCAGCCGACGAAAUCCGAAACGCAACGCAGUGCCUAGUCUCCGGCAUCAUCGUGCAUACGGAAAAGGACGCCGCGGGAAUGAUGGGUCUCGCUCUGCUAAUGGAGAUCUUUGACGCCAUUGACGAGGAUAUCCUUAUUUGCUGGAACGCGAGGUGCAAUGUCUCGACGAAGCACGGGGACGGGGAAUGCCACAUACUGACCGAGGCGAAGGCGCUGAGCAUAUACCAGAAUUUGGCGAGGGUUAGUGAUGCAAGUCGGUAUAGGUGCGGUGGGAGGAAUAGCGAUCGGUUUGAGCCGGAGUUUUUGGACGAGAGUCGACGGUACAGUGGGGAUGAUAAUAAUAACGAUGACCAGACAACUAGCACGAAUACGCCGCAGCGUGUCUCAUCAAGAGGAAAUGGAGAGGGGGAGGAUAGGGAGGAUAUUAACAACGAAGCCCGAAUCUUACGAGACUUUGUGUUUCUCUCAGAGACACAGUGUGCUGAUAUACUGGUGACGCAGAAAUGGGUCCAGGACCGACUAUGGAAUUUGUGUUUCAGCCAUGGACUAUUAUCAUCCCAACCGAAACCCCUACAUCCCGGACUCAGUUUCGGCUAUGCACAGAAGAAUGCCGAAAAGGCACUGCGACUAUGUCGGUUGCUACGGAUUAGUGCGCUUGAAGCGCAUGGGGUUGGAAUUAUUGAGAAACUGUACAACAUCGCUACUAGUGCGCUCUUGACGGCACAUAGUGAUCCGGCUCGUGCAGAGGGUGGUUUACAGAUGUCCGAGUCAAUGCGCGCGCUCGCAGGCCAUUAUAUGAAGCUCAUGCAGACGCUGCGCGGCGGAAACCACCCUUACGUCGCUCAGUAUAAGGCGCAUCUUGCGUCUUUUGGCUGGGUUGAAGGUAGCCAUGAUAAUGGAUGGGGAUAA
Molecule: messenger RNA, 2145 nt
Organism: Aspergillus puulaauensis
Lineage: Eukaryota; Fungi; Ascomycota; Eurotiomycetes; Eurotiales; Aspergillaceae
Product: CeGAL family transcription factor
Exons: 5
Coding region: 1-2145 (714 amino acids)
Biological process (GO): DNA-templated transcription; regulation of DNA-templated transcription
Molecular function (GO): DNA binding; zinc ion binding; DNA-binding transcription factor activity, RNA polymerase II-specific
Source: RefSeq, a predicted model, not a curated record